GAUCUGCAAUUCGGAAUACGUGAUGCAUGUUAGAACUUUAAUGUAAUAACUUUAACAUAUACAUUCGGAAUACUGCAGGAUGGUGUAAGUGUGUCCUGAAAUGUUCACGUAGCGUUUUACUACAAGCUCACUCCCACCAAAGUAAAUCCGGAAACAUCUGAAGAGGAACUUCCGGACGUAUCCCUAUUUUUGUCAACAAAGGACAUUAAGUAUACCUCGUUCCUAUACUAAGCGGACAUCAUUACAUAUCAUUUUCACACUCUGACUUGCACUGUACGUAUAGAUCAACCGACCAUGGAAAGUACGGCCACUAGGUGCCAAAAAUGGGUUCUUGCCAAAAAGAUGACAGGAACUGCAACUUUGUCCCACUUCGGGUUAGAAGAGGAGGACGUUGCGACAGACUUACAAGAUGGAGAAGUCCUUUGCGAGGCUCUGUAUAUCAGCGUUGACCCGUAUAUGAGACCGUAUGCUGAGCGCUCCCUAUCAGAAGGAUCUAUGAUGAUGGCGGAACAGAUAGCAAGGGUUCUUCACAGUAAAAAUCCACAAUUCCCUGAAAAGUCAUUGGUAUUGGCGAAUGUGGGAUGGCGCACACUCUCCCGGGUAUCUGAUAUGACGUCACUUCGACAACUUCCGGUCAUGGGAGAUCUCCCAGUUUCUCAUGCACUUGGCAUGCUUGGACUUACAGGCCUGACAGCCUACUACGGUAUGACAGAAGUAUGUAAGCCUAAGACAGGAGAUGUUGUUGUGGUCACGUCGGCAGGAGGAGCAGUGGGUAGCGUGGCCGCUCAGAUAGCGAAGGCAGCGGGCUGCAAAGUGAUUGGAAUUUGCGGAAGUGACGACAAAUGUCGCUGGAUUACAGAGGAGCUAGGGAUGGACGUCGCUAUCAAUUACAAAACUGAUAACGUCAGUGCUAAAUUGCAGGAGGAAGCUCCAACAGGGGUGAAUUGUCUCUUCGACAAUGUCGGCGGUGACCUGGCCAGUGCUGUAAUAUGUCACAUGUCUUUGGGUGGACGUGCUGCCUUGUGUGGAUCGAUAUCACUGUAUAGUGAUGAUAUACAUCACCCAUCUCAAGGACUGUCUAUAUACCGGGCGAUAGUUGCAAAACAACUAACAGUACAAGGAUUCAACGUCAUUCACUGGUUCAGCAGCUGGGACGUAGCAUACCGGGCUCUCUAUAACCUAGUACAAGAGGGAAAACUUCGAAGCAAGGAAUUAAUAUAUGAUGGAUUUGACAAAUUACCUGAAGCAUUUUUGAAACUGUUCAAGGGAGGCAACCUAGGUAAAAUAGUUGUCAAAAUCCAAGACUGAAUGUGUGGUGGAGAAUUUUAAUACCUGUGUAAAAACGGUACAGACGAAGCGCUGGGACAUAAUGUAUGUUAUGGAAUUAAAAGUAUUAUACUUCAAGUACCAC
Molecule: messenger RNA, 1411 nt
Organism: Mizuhopecten yessoensis (Yesso scallop)
Lineage: Eukaryota; Metazoa; Mollusca; Bivalvia; Pectinida; Pectinidae
Product: prostaglandin reductase 1-like
Exons: 9
Coding region: 295-1308 (337 amino acids)
Biological process (GO): prostaglandin metabolic process
Molecular function (GO): 15-oxoprostaglandin 13-reductase [NAD(P)+] activity
Source: RefSeq, a predicted model, not a curated record